Messenger RNA from Carcharodon carcharias (great white shark), 744 nucleotides. Its product is annotated as trypsin-3-like. Gene Ontology annotation, molecular function: serine-type endopeptidase activity. Bases 1 to 744 code for a protein of 247 amino acids. The record is from RefSeq and is a predicted model, not a curated record. The transcript is spliced from 4 exons. Gene Ontology annotation, biological process: proteolysis. NCBI's taxonomy places the organism in Eukaryota, Metazoa, Chordata, Chondrichthyes, Lamniformes, Lamnidae.
AUGAUGACUAUGACUCUCUGUAUUCUUCUUUACUCAGCUGCUGCUUCUGCGAAUCUGAAGAUCAUUAAUGGCCAGAAUUGUUCUCCUCACUCUCAGCCCUGGCAGGUUUUGCUGACCUUUAAUGGGUAUCGCUGGUGUGGGGGCUCCCUGAUAAAUGACCAGUGGAUAGUGUCAGCUGCUCAUUGUUACCACCCAGCUCACACAUUGGUGGCCUACAUCGGCGAUCACGACACCAAUGUUCACGAAGGGACCGAACAGUAUAUCGGCGCCUCCAAAGUCAUCAUUCACCCCCACUACAACCCCCAGACCCUGGACAACGAUGUAAUGCUGGUGAAGCUCUCCUCACCCGUCCAAUUCAACAGCUACGUGAGGCCCAUUGAGCUCUCCAGCUCCUGUCCCACUGCCGGCUUACAGUGCCUGGUCUCAGGAUGGGGAAACCUCCUCAACGACGGAGAAGUUCUGUACCCUGCUGAUCUCCAGUGCCUCGAUGUCCCUGUGCUGUCUCCGAGCACCUGCCAGAAGGCUUAUCCUGGUAGCAUCACGAGUAGCAUGUUCUGUGCUGGAUUCAUGGAGGGUGGGAAGGAUAGCUGUCAGGGGGAUUCAGGGGGGCCCCUGGUUUGCAAUGAGAAGUUGGAAGGAAUUGUCUCGUGGGGAAUAGGCUGUGCAGAGAGAAAUUACCCUGGAGUCUACACAAAAGUCUGCAACUAUACCUCCUGGAUCAGGGACACAAUGGAGAACAACUAG